Messenger RNA from Drosophila gunungcola (fruit fly), 6940 nucleotides. RefSeq lists its product as uncharacterized. The record is from RefSeq and is a predicted model, not a curated record. NCBI's taxonomy places the organism in Eukaryota, Metazoa, Arthropoda, Insecta, Diptera, Drosophilidae. Gene Ontology annotation, biological process: activation of GTPase activity. Gene Ontology annotation, molecular function: guanyl-nucleotide exchange factor activity; protein binding.
CAGUUGCUUUGCGGUCGUCGGUCGUUGGAGACGUUUGGAGUUGCUGCGGUGUUUACCUGCUUUUCUCGGCACUCCUCAGCGCGUGUUUCUGUGUUUGAAUGUGUUUUCAGCUGGCAUUGCCCAUAUAUAAAUAGUUUAGAUAAUGUGCAAUAUUUGGCAUAUGCAAAAUCGAAUGCAGUGCAAUAGCUAAAACCGAGUGCAACAAGUUGGCCAGUUUUUUGAGGCCAGAGUGAAAUGAAAGCUGGCAAAAGUGAAACGCCCACAAGAAAAUCUGCGUGGUGCUAGUGUGGUCUUGAAAGAAUCUAGCCAAACCACUUGGCGAAUUCCACAUACAUACAUACCAAAUUGGUAGAAGCGAAAUUUCACCAAGAACAGGCUUCAAGUCUUCGAUCGCCUGACUUAAACUUCGAUUUCCGUUGGGAUUAGAUCGAGUUAAAUCGACUCUUGAUGGCCCGGGGGCAACAGCAACAUCAUCACCAGCAGCAGCAGCAGCAGCAGCAAUAUCUGCAGCAGCAACAUCUUGGCCGGCUGCUUCUUGGAUAGCCAAGAACGUGAUCGCUUUCUGGCCAAGAUCGGAGCAAGCCAACGCCAUGGCGAUGUCACCUGUCUUAGAUGCGGCUGCCAAAGCCGCUGGCCGUGACCUCAAUGGCAAUACACCAGCAGCAGCAGCAGCAGCAACAGCAACAGCAACACGAACAGCAGCAGCAGCAGCAACAACGCCGCGCAAAGCGAAAAAGACAAUUAUCAAUUGGCUGGUGAAUAGUGACAGUGACAACAACAAUCGGCCGACGUGCGAUAAGGCCAGCAGAGAUAAACAUAAUCCAAAUCCAAAUCAAAAUCCGAAUACCCCAGCGAAUCCCAAUCAAAAUUGCAGCUGUGAAACGCGGGCAUUUCGCGAUUUCCGCGGUGUGCAAACCCUGCGAUUGCUGUGGAGCAAGCGCAUCAAAAGUGCCAGCGAGGACCACGCCCACUGCCACUCCUCGUCCUCCUCGCUGGGCACUUUAAAGAAGUUAAAUAAGAGCGUCAGUUGCCUGGUGAACGCAUUCAAUAACUCACGCGAUUGCGGCUCGCCGGAAAAAUCGCUGGCAAAACGCGCGGCCAGCCUGCACAACCUGCAGGAUUCGCAGCAUUCAAAGCACCAGCAGCAGCUGCGACUGCAGCGGGAAAAGGACAAUUUCUACAAGUACAAAAACGCCGAACAGGCCAAGAUGCAGGCCAAGUUAAGAAGCAACGCCGACGAGGCGAUUUUGAACGCUAGCGAAACGCGCGCGAAACGUGACGACAGUGAUUGCAGCCCAAGCAAACAGUAUACUAUGGCAGCCUUAUCAGUCGGCGGAGAUAAGGUUGUGAAAGUCGCGGGGCAAGUGGGGGAGGGGGAUGAGGGGGAGCGGGAGGAGGAGGUGGAACUGCGGGCCAAACAAGAGCGUAAUCGCCUUGAGGGUUUCAGUCUCAGCGCGGCAAGCGCCCAAAGUGGCGGCAGCAGCGAAUCGCUUCACACCACCUCCAACUCCACCUCGACCACCACCUCGUCCACCGUCACUGCUCAAACGGUGACGUCAUCGACGGGCCGAUCGGGCGGACGUCGCAAAUAUAGCUUUAAAACCCAUGCUGGCAAGUCCUACCAUCAGCAUCAUCAUCCCACGCGUAGGCUAAGCAACAUGGAUGCCAAUUCCACCAGUGGUGGCAUCAGUUUGGUGACCAAACUCACCCACCAGUUCAACGAAAUCAUCCAGAAAGAUGCGAGACUAUUGGAGCAGGUCAAGCGGAACAACGGAGUGUGGCUGUCGCGGGGCACGCAUGUCUACAAGAUCGUGGAGAAGUCGCCAGCCGAGGGCAAGGGAUCACAGACGCCCGACGAGAACCGCAUCUCCACUGUGCAGCGCAAUAUCAAGAAGUUCGAGAGGCUGGAGAAGCCAAGUGUUCCGCUGAAAAGCGAGCAGCUGAUGCGCAAACAUCUGGAGCUGAUGAAGGGCGGCAAUCUUCAGCGGGGUCCUCGAAUCAAACGAAAUCUCAAGCUGCCAGCCGGUAGUGUGGGUAUACCCGAACUGGCGGUGGUUAGCGAAGAACUUAAAACACCGAUUACAACUACUUCCGCAGAGCAUGCUAAGCAACCAAAGUCAAGCACAUCUGAAUCACUGCCCAGCAUUAGUAGCAAUGCCAGCAAUCAACAAGAACUGAAUCAGACGAAUGGCCGUCAUGACAGACCCAGUGAUGAGCUGGACUCGAUUUUGGGGGAGGAAGAGGCCGAGGAGGAAGUGCGUCAAAAGCAGCGGAAGCACAAGUAUGCCUCCAUAUACGAGAAACUGCGGUUUACCUUUGCAAAAGGUAGAAAAUCGGCAAGUCCCUCACCCACAAAAGGCAGAUUGCGGGAGGAGAUGUCCAUUGAUGAGGAAUCGUCUACCAAGGAGGAGGCCACCAGAAAAGAGGACUUCAAAUUGGACAUUCCCAAGGUGGUUAUACCCCGAGCAGAAGAUUUGGCAGACUCAUCCCAGCCCCUGCUGAUAUCGCCCUGCAUUGAAGCCGAUGCCAAAAUUCUAGACGCCCUGGAGGCGCUAGACCAAAAGCUCAAGGUGCUCAACCCGCUAAACGAGGCGGCCCCCGAAAAUGGUGAAAGUGAACUCCUCUUGGCCGCCAAUGAUGACUUCGAGCAGCGCAUCCUGCCCAACAGCUCAUUUGUCUAUCAGGCGGCCAACAAGCAGAUCUCGAACAACCAAUUGCUGCUCAACCAGGCGGUGAAUGUCACUCUGGUCAAUGCCAUCGAGGGUGAGCAGAUGAUCAUGGAGCAGAAGCAGCUGAUGAAGGUCAGGCAGGAGGAGGAGAAGAAGCUCAGGGAUCAGGAUUUGCAGCGGGAGGAGCUCAUCCCAGAGCCUGAGUCCAUCUACGAACCCAUCACACCUGCACCCAAUGAAACCAAGACUGAAACUCCCGCUUCCAGCCUCUUCAAGAUAUCCGCCAAGAAGUCGGAGAUCGUGGAGGACAUAUACCAAACGGUGGAGGAGGCAGCCGUUGCCAAGGUCAAGCCGACUAACUGGCUGGAGGGCUACGAGUCCAUUGCUGGAUCCCAGGAAGCAUGCACUUCGGCCUACGACGGCUACGAGUCUUUUGCCCAAGAGGAGGUGCUCCUCACACCCAUCACGCAGUCGGGAACGGGCACGGGCACGGGCACUUUGGGCCGGAAUACCCGUGAUGAGCUGCCGGAAUUGCCCAAACCCAAGAGAGUACUUAACAAGUCACCCAUGCCCUUGCGUCCGGCUCCUCCGAAGCCAGAGGCCAAAGAGUCCGAGGAGGAUGAGAACAUCUACGACACCAUCAAGGGCUGCUACGAGUCCAUGCACUGCAAGGCAUCCCAGGGAGGAGAAGCCAUCCCCACAACAGAUGCCAUCUCCCUGAGUUCCAACUGUUACGAAAGCAUCGCCCACUUCCGGAAAUCGCGAUUGGCCACGGGUCAGAGUGCGGCUCAGGGAUCCGCCGGCAACUGCAUCCAGCUCUCGAGCAGUGGCUCCACCCUGACAAUCUCCUCGGACCACAAAACCAACAGCCUGUACGAGUCCUCCCUGGCGGCCACUGGAUGUGUGGUCUACGGCAGCUCGAGUGUGGGAUGCAGGUCCUCGUUGGGCAGCAGUUCCGGUAGCAGGGAUGGCGGAAAGCCCGGCGACAAGCGGUCUUCGAUAGCGGGCUCCAGUGACAACAGCGACGCCUGGGUGGACAUUUCGGAUGGCGAGAUCUGUCAGGCGAACCUGGAGGCGGUGGCCAACGAGGCCCAGUUUAUUGUUGUACGUGAAAGGUUUAAGCCGCAUCGCAACCGGAGUCCAGAUUGGUCGAAACGCAUCAGAGACAAAAGACUGCAACAAAAGAAGGCGAUAAGCUGCAUAGAGGAUGACUCAGACCACUAUUACGAGACACUAUCGCCACUCGGAAACAAGCGCCAUUCGACGCAGCUGGUGCGCCACAGCCAGGAUGGAAUUCGCGUCUCGCACCGCCGGAGCAAAAAUCAUUCGGCAUCCGCCCACACGCUGGGCGAGCACGUGGUCAUCUCUGAUGACUAUGACUCCUUCGAGACGGACAGCGACGACCAUGGCGAGGGUGAGCCUAACCAGCGGCUACGAAACCACAACGACAGCGGCGUGGACAUGCGCAACCAUCGCCUGCCGAAACCUCCUCCUCCGCCAAACCAGGUGUACGAGCUUGUGCGCAAAUUCCGCGACUUCAUCUCAAGCAAGAAAUCUCCCAAGGGCAGCCAGCAGAAGCUGUACGAGAACACCCCGGCGUCCACGCAGUUCUACGUAGAGAGCGGCAAACGCACGGAGGAGGUCUACGAGAAUACGGAGUACGGACCGGAACGGAUUCCGGCAUCCACGGGCCACCAGGAGCAGGCUCCAGUGUUGAGGGCCAAGCAAAAGAAUGGCAAGAGCCUUCGUUCCCGGUUGCGCAAGAGUCUGGUCGGCUCCAGCUUCGAUACCAAGCAGCUCUCCUCGCUGGCGGCCACACGGAGCACCUUCUACGUGGAGGACCCCGAGGGAUCACCAGCCCUGCCCUUGGAGCCGGAGAUUCACGGCUCCGGGGAACUGGACUCCGGCUUCUCCGAGAAGAACUGCACGCCCACGGCGGAGUCGCAGAAGUUCUCCACGGUGGCGCGCAAGGCGAAGAAGGAGGCGAAGGCUAGUAGGCGUCGCACCACCAUCGGACUGCGGCCCCACGAUCCUCCUCCGCCGCCGCCAGCACCAAUGCCAAUGUCCGGCAGCAAAUCACCCACUGAUCCGGAACGGGGACAGGAUCCGGGACAGGCCACAUCCUUGUACGCCGAAUGCGGCGUUUUCAAGCCGGAUGGAGCGAAUGGAUCGCUCAGGGGCGACGAACCGGUCACGCCCACGCCCAGCGGUUAUGGAGGCGUUAGCUCCUGGUACGCGGAAUCGGGUCUUUACCAGACCAGCGGCAUUUCCGUGGCCAGUUCCAGCGGCAGCUCGGGCGUCUCCACCGGCAACGAGGCGGGACUGGGCGAUGAGCUGUCCUCGGAGCCACACAGUCUUUUCUCCAACGAACCACUCUACCAAAUGUACAGCGCCGCCAAAUUGGAGUCGAUUACCCGCGACCUGGAGGCGCAUGGAUCAUCGGAUGGCUACGAGGAGAUUGGGCAGCACGCCAAGGCGAAGCCCGAGGCGCUGGCCAAGACUCGCCCCACCGCCCUGCAGCUGGUGGAGCCAAAAAACGGACCAUCGCGUACCCUUUGGAGCGAGAUUCCCGAGGUCAUACACUCAUGCAUACUGCCCACCUUGACCAGUCGGGAGCGCAGUCUGCAGGAGGCCAAGUUCGAGAUCAUCACGUCGGAAGCCAGUUACCUCAAGUCGCUGAACCUGCUGCGGCGGCACUUCAUGAACCACAGCGCCUUCAUGGACACCUCCGUGCUGAGCGGCAAGGACCGGAAGGCGCUCUUCUCCUACAUUGUGCCCGUGCACGAGUGCUCAGAGCGGCUGCUCACGGAACUGGAGGCCUGCUGGCAGGACAACAUCAUGUUGCUUGGUCUGAGUCGCUGCAUCUACGAGAUCGCCGAGCGGCACUUCCACGUCUACGUGGACUUCUGCGAGCACCAGGGCAGGAUGGACAGGGCACUGCGUCGAUUGAAAUCGUCCAAGGAGUCACUGGCCUUCCAGCAGCAACUGGAGCGACUGGAGGCCAGUCCAAGCUGCUGCGGCCUCAACCUGCACUCGUUCCUGAUGCUGCCCAUGCAGCGGAUCACCCGCCUGCCGCUCCUGAUCGAUGCGGUGUUCAGCAAGGAGUCGCCGCUGAAUCGCGAGGAGUACGAGGGCUGGAAACUGACGCUGGCUCUCGUCCAGAAACUGGUGGGCCAGUGCAACGAGGCGGCCAAUCGUUGGGAGCAGGCCUUCGAGCUGGAGCGGAUCGCCCGCCAGCUGGAGUUCCCUUCCAGCGUUCGGGCCCUGGCCAUUGCCCCGGUGGGCGUGCCGCGGGCGGGCGCCAAACCGCGCUUUCUGGUCAAGCGGGGCGAACUCACCCACCUGGUGUGGCGCGGCGAGGAUGCCAAGCUGACCUUCGGCAAGCGCCUCACCAAGGCCAGCAUCUACGCCUUCCUCUUCUCGGACCUCCUGCUGCUGUGCAAGCGGCGCGGAGAGUCCAGCUUCAGCGUCUUCGACUACUGCCCCAGGAGCAUGCUGACCCUCGCCGCCGGCGACUCGCUGCCCCAGUUGCCCACCAAGGACCUCAAGGAUCAGGUGCACAAGAACCUCAUCCUGAUGACGCUGCUCGAGAACAGCGACCGCAAGACCGUCGAACUGGUUUUGUCCUGCCCAUCGGUGUCCGAUCAACAGCGCUGGCUGCAGGCCAUGCGACCGCCCGAGGCGGAGACGCCCGGCGAGAAGCUCUACGAGUCCUGGGACUGUCCUCAGGUGGUGGCCAAGCACAGCUACGAGUCCGAGGAGCCGGACGUCCUCCAAUUGGAACUGGGCGACGUCGUCAAUGUUUCGCGCAAGCUGCCUGACGGCUGGUACCAGGGCGAAAGGAUACGGGAUGGCGCCGUCGGCUGGUUCCCCGGAACCUACACCGAGGAGCUGAACUCGGCCCAUGUCCGGGCCCGCAACCUGAAGCAGCGGCACCGCCUGCUCACCUUCACGGCCACCUACCUGGAGUCCCAGAAGGGCAAGUGACCCGGUCACCGAGCUCCUGGACCCUCCUGGCGGUCGAGCAUUACGCUGAGCAUGCGAGCAACGCCAAACUCCAUAGUCCGAAACCAACUCUAAGUGAACUACCAUAAAUAGCCGUACACUUUAGGAAAUGUGAUAAUUAUUUAAAUCGAUGUUAAUGCUGAUGAAUCGGGAAUCUUAAAAUAACUUCUUUCCGUACCGAGUAAGCAGUAGCAAGUACUUGUAUUUAUGUAUACCCCUCUAUGUAUAUUUAAGCGAAUUCUAAUAAACAAGCAAAAUAAAACAAA